ACAUAUCCCUCGCAGGUAUUACCACGUAUCCAUUCUUAAUGGACUUCGCAAACUCCUUUGUACGCUACAAUGAAUCUGCAAACAUGAAUGAUUCCCAAUGCUUUUAAUUGAACCUGGCAGAGUGAGGUGUAGACAUGGGUACCAUGAAACCCGGGACCCAGUUGGGCCCCGAAACAAAAGUCGCGCUGGUUACUAUGGACCUACUAUGUAUGUAGAAACGGCCGGAUCUGCAAUCCCUCGAUCCUAGCAUAGCAGCAUUACCUACCAACUUGGCCGCAUGUUUGCUCCAAUAAACAGCAACUUAGCCGUGUAAGUCCAGAAACGAACAGGGGUAGCAUCGAACGGUUACAUUUGCGGCAGGUAUGCAACCACCGUUCAUUGACGAUCCACUGGCAAAAGGGGGCAAGGCUCAGGAAUGCGACCAACAUUGAAUCUCGGAGAACCUAGUACAUGUAUAUAUAACCAAGCCCUUUGUCUCCGAAUUGGGACAAGUUCUCACCUUGCUUUCCCAUCUUGACCGCUUCAUUUAUCGCCUCAGAAGUCUCAUAACGUCAUUGAAAUGCGCGCCGAUAUUCUUCUUACUGCCCUAGCGGGCGCGAGCUCCGCAUCCGCCAUGGUCAUGAGGAUCGCCGCCGAAAGUAUGGAAUACGACUGGGCCGUUACAGGAUGGAGUGCUGGCUGUGCGCGACAGGGUUGCUACUAUGAUUUCAACAUUACGGGCGAAGCGAAUCUCACAUCAAGACCUGCGACACCAGCCUUCAAAGCAUACUGCGCGGGUGACGGCGAGGGUUCCCCUUACAGACUUUGUCAGAGGAUAGAUGAGGAAGACACCGAUGCCAUCGUUGUCGCGAAGCUUCUUCCAAGCAAUACCACAACCAACGGCACGCGCCACGCCAAAAUCCAGGUUUCUCUGAGAUACACCGACCUCUAUUCGUCUACGACUUGGUGGAACUUCACAGGGCGUGCGGUCUCGUUUUACAACCAAUUCAGCGCGCCGUUGCAGAACUUCACCAUCACCCCUACCGAGAUCACUGGUGUGGCCUAAAGACUGCGAGGCCCAAGCCAGUCCCGUCCGAUAUCGAACUAGGUUCCGCGGGAUCGGGCGAUUGCAGACAGCGACGCUCGCGGUACCACUACGGAUAGUCCAGGCGUCUGGACUCCUAAACGAGGAGGGACGGCUUUUGAACCGGGAUAUUCAAAA
This is a messenger RNA of Xylaria bambusicola, 1201 nucleotides long. RefSeq lists its product as uncharacterized. The coding region runs from base 560 to 1045 and encodes 161 amino acids. The record is from RefSeq and is a predicted model, not a curated record. The transcript is spliced from 3 exons. Lineage: Eukaryota; Fungi; Ascomycota; Sordariomycetes; Xylariales; Xylariaceae.